This is a messenger RNA of Lindgomyces ingoldianus, 453 nucleotides long. RefSeq lists its product as uncharacterized. The coding region runs from base 1 to 453 and encodes 150 amino acids. The record is from RefSeq and is a predicted model, not a curated record. NCBI's taxonomy places the organism in Eukaryota, Fungi, Ascomycota, Dothideomycetes, Pleosporales, Lindgomycetaceae. The transcript is spliced from 2 exons.
AUGGCCCUAAUCUGGCCGAGCGAAUCAACCUCCACCCUACCAUACAUGAUGCUUCUAAACGGCCGCCUUCGAAGCGUGCUAUCAGCGCAUCGUGGCACACUUCUUUUGGAUCCUAUAUUUCCAUUAUUUCCUUUGCCUAUCAUACACAGUCCAGUCCAGCCCUCUAAAUUACACCACUCCAAAGCUCGCCACGCUCGUCCUCUUCACUUGCUUGUUCUGUCCGCUGUGGAAACUUUUGACGAGAGUUUUGCUACUAAUGACGCGCCCCAAAUAAGCACUGAAUACAGCGAACUUGUGCAGUUUACUCUGCACGCCAGUACCACCAUCACAAGGCUGUCCAGCAUGGAUAUCCGGCCAGAUCCAUUGUCCGUACCCCUAUCCAGCCCUCGAACCGCUCAGAUGGCCAUCCAGAUGGAAAUUAAGGGAUAUCAGAAUUGUAAAACAAAACACUGA